CCACUCUGGAGGAGGACGCGCGUGGGGAGAGUCAGUGGCUCCAUCCAGAUCAGAGCCAAGGCGCCGGGCGGAGCUCUUUCGCCUUGCUUUGCCUUUCCCUUCCUUCUUCCCCAUUCUCCUUCUCUGUCUCCCUUUCUUCUCCCCCGCCCCUCAUUGUCUCCCUCUUGCCCCAUUCUCCCUCCUCGCGAUGGGCGAGGGGAGGAAGAGCAGCCGCUUGUGGGACUGACUGAAGCAGAGGGGUCGGGAACGUCUCCUUCGGGCACUCCUUUGCGGCUCCUGCCGCUUCCCCUCAGAUGUGCGACCUCCUGGACGCCCCGCCGUCCGCCGAGAAGAAGCUCAGCAGGAUGAAAAAGUUGAGGCGAACUUUGUCGGAGAGUUUCGGCCGCCUGGCCUUGAAGAAAGACGAUAGUGGCUUUGACGAGAUAUGUGUCACAAAGAUGUCUACACGGAACUGCCAAGGAAUGGAUUCUGUGAUCAAGCCCUUGGACACAAUUCCAGAAGACAAAAAAGUCAGAGUUCAGAGGACACAAAGCACUUUUGAUCCAUUUGAGAAGCCAAAUAAUCAAGUGAAGCGGGUACAUUCAGAGAACAAUGCCUGCAUUAACUUCAAGACUUCGUCUACUGGGAAAGAAUCUCCUAAAAUCAGACGACAUUCCAGUCCUAGCUCUCCAACGAGUCCCAAAUUUGGAAAAGCAGACUCAUACGAAAAACUGGAAAAACUAGGGGAAGGUUCAUAUGCCACAGUAUAUAAAGGCAAAAGCAAAGUAAAUGGGAAGCUGGUGGCAUUAAAGGUGAUAAGACUUCAAGAAGAGGAAGGCACACCAUUCACUGCCAUCAGAGAAGCUUCUCUCUUGAAAGGUCUAAAACAUGCUAACAUUGUGCUGCUUCAUGAUAUCAUUCACACAAAAGAGACAUUGACACUGGUAUUUGAGUUUGUGCACACUGAUUUAUGUCAGUACAUGGACAAGUAUCCUGGAGGACUUCAUCCAGACAAUGUGAAGUUAUUUUUAUUUCAAUUGCUGCGAGGACUUUCGUACAUCCACCAGCGUUUCAUUUUGCACAGGGACCUGAAACCGCAAAACCUUCUGAUCAGUGACACUGGGGAAUUGAAGCUGGCAGAUUUUGGACUUGCAAGAGCCAAAUCUAUCCCAAGUCAUACAUAUUCUAAUGAAGUGGUUACCUUGUGGUACAGACCUCCAGAUGUCCUUUUAGGCUCAACAGAGUAUUCCACCUGCCUCGAUAUGUGGGGAGUUGGUUGCAUCUUUGUGGAAAUGAUUCAAGGUGUUGCUGCUUUUCCAGGAAUGAAAGACAUUCAAGAUCAGCUUGAAAGAAUAUUUUUGGUGCUUGGUACCCCAAAUGAGGAGUCGUGGCCUGGAGUUCAUUCUCUGCCCCAUUUCAAGCCAGAUCGCUUUACACAGUACAGUGCAAAAAACCUUAGGCAAGCCUGGAACAAGCUAAGCUAUGUGAACCAUGCAGAGGAUCUGGCCUCCAAAUUACUCCAAUGUUUCCCAAAGAACAGAUUGUCAGCACAAGCAGCUCUGAGCCAUGAGUAUUUCAGUGAUUUGCCCCCACGGCUAUGGGAGCUAACUGACAUGUCUUCUAUUUUUUCUGUCCCGAAUGUAAGAUUACAAGCAGAGGCUGGAGAAAGCUUGAAAGUGUUUGGAAAAAACAAUAUUUAUGGCAAGGGUUUAUCAAACAAUAAGCACUGAAGAAUUUUGGUUUCUCAUACACAAUUCAGGAUGCUGUAAUCCAGAGCAGAAGAUGAGGAACCGUCUGUGGUACCCUAGAGUAGGGCUUCUUAAACUUUUCCCACUCACAACGUCUUUCCACCCAAGAAAUCUCUACAUGAAACCAGAAAUAUACAAGCAGUCCCCAAAUUACAAACAAGAUAAACUCCUGUAGGUUUGUUCUUAAGUUGAAUUUGUGUGUAAGUUGGAAUAGGUACAUUUUUAAGUGUAACUCCAGACAUACAUACACACACACACAUGCACAGAGCUACACACACAUAUAUGCAGAUCUGUGCCCCUGUUCAGAAGAUUUCACCUCACUUUCUGUCACUGUGAUAAUUGGAUUUUGAAAAAUUUGGCUUGUUGCGGAAACAAGGAUUGGUGAUAAAACUUCAGUGGAGACACCUUUUCCUCAUGAUAACUCUUUCAAGAGUCAAUUUUUCUUCCUAGGGACAGAUUUCUCUCACUUCCUAAUGUCUCACCCCUGUUCUUAACAUCAGUUGUUUUUAAGUCAGAUGUUUAUAUCUCCGGGACUGCCUGUAUAUAAAAUAAGUAUAAAAAUUAAACCUUCACUGAUAAUAGCGUGCUAAAUAGGCUGAAUUCUUUUUGUGGUGUACAGCUGAAGUGGUUUCUGCACUCCACUGUAAAUGCUGCAUGUUGUUACCAACAUACUUGUUUAAAUAGAUAGCAUUCAGAAACCUUUUAGUGUUGCCAAAUUUUCUGUGACCCCUUACAUUUAUGUGGGCCCAUUUGGGGUUGAGACCCACAGUUUAAAAAGCUGUGCCAUAGAGGGCAAAACACACCCUCUAUGUUUUCACACACACACACACACACACACACACAAUAUGCUCUUUGAGUUGCUUAAAAUAAUUGAAAAUAUCAAAGUAAAUAAAUAUUUAUUUCACAAUCUCUAGGCUUUCUUUAAGCAUGGAAGUAUCCCAAGGUAAUAUGCAUAAUAAUAGCAAAUAUAAUAGCAAAUAUAAUACAAAAUAUAAUACAAAUAUAAUACAAAAAAAUUGAUAUGUUGGUAAGGCUGUCAUAGGUUUCAGAGCAACAUUCACUAAUGUCUAGUGCAAAUCACAGUUUUACUAGUUUUGCAUUGAGUCUAAAAAAGACUGAGAUCACCGGUCUCAUCCAGUCUCCUUUCUCUCUGUCUCAGGGAGUGAAUUUGAUUUUUUAUAUAUAUUGCAGCACAGUCUGAGCAUUCACUUCCCCUUUGCAAAUCACAGGUUUAAUGUUUUGCUGUAUCAGAAGGGAGAGACUUGAUACUGAAAUCAAAAGCAAAUUUAAAUGCUUCCCCUUGCUUUAUAAAACGUACAGAUAAGGUUUGUUAAUGUAAAGAUUUGCACCUAAAUAAAAGGAAGCAUCUUUCAUGAAGGCCUAACCUCAGUUAUGUGGAUGAUUGUUUCAGUGGAUAAUAUUUAAAUGUAAUGAUUUCAGUUAACAGAGCUUUCCCAAUACUGAUAGCAAUACAAUUGUGCAUUCCUGUCAUGAACAAUUCAUCUUUUUUCUUUCUUUUGCGGUACAAUUGCUGCUGAAUUUGAGAUACCAAAUAGAGUUUUUUUGUUCCUUGUCCACUGUAUUAUUAACAGAAGGAUAAAAGAUUAUCACUAAGCAAUCUUUUUGGUCUGUCAGUGGUCAUUCUGAGUAUGAAAGACUGAGCUGAGCUGGACUGAUACUCUAGAAUGACAUUUGAAUACACAGAGGACAAUAUCUUCAUGACAAUGGCUAAAAGGAGAAGCAAAAGAAAUUCUAAACCAUUCAAUUUCUCCCAUAGAGUGCUAUCUUUCCUCCUCUUUUUUAAGGUUAUUGUGUAACAUGAUCCUUGGGUUGGGUUUUUCUGUGGGAAAGGAGUAAGAGAUAAAACCCCUGCAAGGGAAAAACUGAGGUUACCAGAUAAAGCUUUAUUUCUGACACAUGGCCUGUGACCUAUGCUGAUAGUGAAACCAAUGAGAAACGUUUCUGAGGUAUAUUUUACAGCAGUUCAAAAUUAAGAAAUCAGUGCAUCUUUUUGUAGAAUUUCAAAGUAAAAUUUACAUUUAGUUAUAAGCCCUCUGAAAUACCAAGAUUGUCAGUGGUAACUAGAGCUCUAAAAAGAUUUACAACUGAAAUAUUUAUGUAUCCUAUACAGUGACUAAAGCAGUCCAUGAAACAAAGAAAACUAAACACCCUAAGGACUCAGUUCAGCUGUCUGUUCGCUCUUUAUAACACCCAGCAAGGUUAAUGGGGAAUUAAACAUUCUUUGCUGCAGGAAGAAUCUUGCCUAUUGGUGAAGAGACAUUUAAGCAUCCGUUCAAUCAGAUUUCAUAACUUUGUUAUACUAGUAUAUGUCCUCACAAUAAAUUAUAUUGAUAUUAAAGGUCUAAUGAAGGGUAGUGGAGAGGACAGAUGAAAUUCACAAUUGAAAUGAAUUGAAAUAUUUAUCUUAGCAUAAUAGGAAACAUAACUUCUUAUGGUCACAUGUAAAAGUUGCUGACAAAAAAACCCCUUCAUAUCUCAAACUCCCAGCCAGUUGGUUUCAGCUGUAUGGUUCCAUCCAAAGUCACAUCAGUAGGAGUUCCCAGCCUUUUCAUGCAUAUUGGACGGUAUGUUGCAGACAGAGUGAGAAUCCAGUUUACCGGCAGUGUCCAUUCUGCUGCUGGAAAAUGGUAUUGAUCAUUUAAACAAUCUGUUAAAAUUUCAAAUAUAUAGUAAUUUCAGUUCCGUUAAUUCUGUGAAUCUAUGACUCUAAAGGUGGCUCAAUAUGUAUCCAAACCUGUUCAGUUUUGGGGUAAGACUUGAACAGAAUUUGAGAUUGCGUGCAUCUCAAAACUGAAGUAAAGAAAUGUAUAAAUACAUACAGCUAAAUCACUGGAUGGCCUUUCUUAAUAAUGUACAAUUCUGGCAUGAAAUACUUUUCUGACACGAAAAAGCAACUGGAUUUAAACUUUUAUUAAAUAAUAGUGCCACUAUCACAGAUAAGUAAUAUAGAGAAGUUGUUUAUGUUUUUUGUUCAUACUAAAAUUCAAUAUUUAAAACCAUCAUCAUGUAAGCUGUUGAAAUGUUGUUUUUGUUAUUUGAUCAGUUCAAAAAUGCACUUUUCCAAGAUACUAGAAUGCCUUUAAUCAAAGCAGAAAAAAAUACAUAAACUCACAAAAAUGAAGGCAUUCCUAAUAAUUGCAUCUGCUAAAAUUACAUAGCUUUCAAAAAUUAAUUAGGUUUCAUCCACAUAAUCAACAAACUGUAAAAACAAAUAACAACUCUCAAGCUAUCUUAAAGCCUAAUACAUUUUAUUAUGGCAUUCCCAUCUUUGCACACUGUCCACUGUAUCAUAUGAAUGAAGUAUUACCUUAAUUGGCAGAACUACAAAUAUAGUGCUGAAAAUAUAUAUAUAUAACAUCUGGGGCAGUUUUUACAGCCCACAAAUUGUGUUCUUAGGUUAUGUUCACAACCCGCUCUUUGAGUAUGCAUAUUCAUUUCUAGCUGCAAACAUUCCUUUUUCACAAGCUUUUCAUAUCUUAAUUAAUUUUAAGAAUCCUAUUUAACAAAGCAUCCUGUGGGAAUUGAGUAUAUAUGUGACAGAGGAAAGCAAUGCGGGUUUUUUUGUAUUUAUAAGGUGAAUUCGCCUUGUCUUCAUUUUUAAAAGCACAGCUCAGAGGUUUUGCUCUCGACAUGAUCUCAAGAUGGAAAGAAAUCAGUAAUUACAGGGCCAGGCAUUCAGUUCUGUCCUAAUUUUCCCACCAGUUUUUCAGUGUUUCAGCUGCCUUCGAGACUUAAAAUAUUCUCAUUAGGUAGCUGUAGAGGCAGCUUGCUUGCCUACUCCCUCAUUCUCUUGCUAGCUUUCCCUUUCUUUCUGCUUCUUUCUUUUCUCCCCCUGCCUUGGGAGUGACUGUGAAGAUCAUUUGCCGGAAUGAUUGGCAGGUUAGAGGAUUCAAUGAGAUGAGUUUCUCUUAGCGCAGGUCAAAAAGGCUAGUUAGCAGGAGCUGUCGAAAAAUGCCAGCAGCAUUCGAAAUGGGAAAUGUCAUGACUUCGAGGCAGGGGGUGCCACCUGGAACAGAGAGCCCCCAGCUCAUUAGCAAGUUCCAGGAUGCACGCUUAACUGGAGGGAGCAGGGAAGGAAAGAUAAUGCCCAAUAGGGAAAAUUAUUGUGAAGUGGAAUUGAUUUCAUGUAUAAUUUGUUUAUCACUAGAGGGGACAAAUGCUGCCCAACUGACAUGUGCAGAGGAGUGUGGACUGUGAAUGAAGCAAUUUAGCAUAAUCUCUAGGUUGAGCUCUGGAUUUAAAGAAUGCAAACUUCUUUCUUCCUAACUGUGGAAAUGAUCAGGUCAUGUUGUAUUAAUUAAACCUGACAUACUCUCAAAUGGUUUAUCUCUGCAAUUGUAGCAAUUCAGCAGAAGCUUGUAUAUAUGGGUUGCAUUCAUUAUAAAGCAGGGAGGGGUAGGAAAUUCUAGAUAUGAUAUCCCCCUCUCUGUUCCCAGAUUGGCUUCUGCUGGGGGAAAAAAACCUGUCUCCGUCACAGACUGAAUUAUAAACCAGCUCAUGUUUAUUUUCAGUGGAUAGGCAGACUGCAUAAAAUCAGAACACCAUUUCUGGUUUACAGUAUAAUAUUAUUUGACUUCCUUCAGGAAACACUGUUCAAACUAUUCAAAUUUUCUCAAUAAAAAUAUUAAUAGCUUAGGCUUUGGUAAAGUCAAUUAACUCUGUCCCCUCCCUGUUUUGUAAUGCUAGCAUCUAAUAAGCUAUUCCAGCCUAGACAUGAGCGCAGUGUUCUUUAAGAAAUUUCUGUAGUUGUGUGUAACUCUGAAUAUUUUUCAGCUCAACUGCUUUAGUUAAAUUCUAAAAGUAACGGUAUUGUUAAUUUAUUCCCUGAAAGGCAGUUAAGGGAGUGUGUGUGCAAGUAUUGCUGUUUGGUUUUUAAAUAUUUAUAUUUGGUAGUUAAAAUAAAGAGAAAGGCAAUAUGGUGUAGUGGUUUGAGCAUUGGACUUUGAUUCCCAAAACGAGGAUUCAAAUACCUGUGUGACCAUGGAAACCCGCUGGGAGACCUUGGGCAAGUCAUAUUAUCUCAACCUCAGAGGAAGUUAAAGGUAAAGGCAAAAACCCUGUUAAACUGCUUCCCCUCAAACAAAAAUGAAAAAAUAAUAUACAUAGAAUAUGCAAGACAGGUAUCAGUAUUUGCUAUUACACACAAAGUAUAUACAUCUUUGAUUUAACUGGAUUUUCCAUUCUUUACACUCUAAAUUUUAAACUAAGUACAAAUGAACCAGAACUCUGGAUCACCAUAGUGGUAGCCAGUUGAUUACAUAUCUUUUGUUUAAAAUAAAAUAAAAUAAGGAGUGUUGUGACUACAGAGUUUCCCUAGUUUACAUUCCAGGUAUAUUACCCUCCUUGCUCCCCCUAUCCAGAUAGAAUGAAGAACAAAGUAAAAACAAAUACAGAUGGUAGACUAAAGUGGAUGAAAUCCAUUUUGUCCUUCAGCUGCCUAAGAUAAAAUACAUUACUUACACAUGAGCAUGGUGUUGGGAGUUGUAGCUUCACCUGUUAUCUGGCAAAAUUGGGCCACCAAUAAUUUUAUUUAGUUGAUCCUCCCCAGGAAUUAUUAAUUUGAAUUAUAUUAGUAAUAACUUGACUGUCGAUGUUGAGCUUUCCCACCUUACAAACACUUUGCUCAGGUCUUAAAUGAUAGGGUUUAGUAAAAAGCAGUACCAAAUGCAGGAACAAAAAGUAUAUGUACUGUACAAGGCAUUGCAGCAUAUGGGUUUUUUUCUUACAAGGUUGACUGGCUAUCCUACAGACAUCUUCUCUUCUCAUACCAAACUAACCUGAUUUUUUUUUCCGAUAGAGUUACAAGCUGGGUAGAUGCGGGGAACACCAUGGAUGUAGCCUAUCUGGAUUUCAGUAAGGGCUUCAACAAGGUCCCCCAUGACCUUCUGGCAAACAAGCUAGUCAAAUGUGGGCUAGGCAAAACUACGGUUAGGUGGAUCUGUAAUUGGUUAAGCGAACAAACCCAAAGGGUGCUCACCAAUGUGUUUUCUUCGUCCUGGAAAGAAUUCACGAGUGGAGUGCCGCAGGGUUCAGUCCUGGUCCCAGUUCUGUUCAACAGCUUUAUUAAUGACUUAGAUGAAGGGUUAGAAGGCAUGAUCAUCAAGUUUGCAGAUGACACCAAAUUGGGAGGGAUAGCCAACAUUCCAGAAGACGGGAGCAGAAUCCAAAACGAUCUUAACAGACUAGAGAGAUGGGCCGAAACUAGCAAAAUGAAGUUCAACAGGGACAAAUACAAGAUACUCCACUUAGGCAGAAAAAAUGAAAUGCAAAGAUACAGAAUGGGGGACGCAGUAUGCGUGAAAAAGAUAUUGGAGUCCUUGUAGACAACAAGUUAAACAUGAGGCUACAAUGUGAUGCGGCAGCAAAAAAAAGCCAAUGGGAUUUUGGCCUGCAUAAAUAGGGGUACAGUGUUCUCUCACUACUUCGCAGUUCACUUUUUGCAGAUUCACUGUUUUGUGGUUUUUCAAUAAACCCUAAAAGACUAUUAUAAAUCAUAAAAAAUUAUAAUUUACAGCCUAACGAAGGGAGAAAAGAGAGGCCAAAGGGAGAGAAAAGGAGCCCAAGCGGCAACGGGAGGAGAAGGAGGCGAUUUAUCAACACACGAUUGGUUGAUAAAGACUUAAAAUAGUGUAUAACUACUAAAAUAAUGUAUAAAUAAUAUUAAAAUAAAUGUAGCAUCCCUACUUCGCGGAUUUUCACUUAUUGCGGGUGGUCCUGGAACCUAACCCCAGCGAUAAGUGAGGGAGCACUGUAUAGCGUCUAGAUCCAGGGAAGUCAUGUUACCCCUCUAUUCUGCCUUGGGCAGGCCACACCUGGAAUACUGUGUCCAAUUCUGGGCACCGCAUUUGAAGGGAGAUGUUCCUCUGGCAUGUGUUUAUUGAAUUUUUAACCUUAAAUAGAGUGAAAGUGGGGGAACAAAAUGUGUUGGAAAAGAAAAGAAUGAAACAUAGCAGAAAGGAGAAAGGAAGAGCCGGGAACGGGAAAGGUGAAAAAGGAAAAAAAAGAAAAGAAAGAAAAGUGGUUCGACUUCCCAUCCGUCUCUCAAGGGUUCAGAACUCAUCAUUUGCAGUUCUUCUGUCUAUCCAAGCUACCUAUUUCUAACAUUUCUUUAUAAACCAAACGUAUCUAUUAAAAAUGUAUUUCCAUUCUUCUUAAUAAAGUCUCUAAAACUUGACCAAUCAGCUUUUUUCUUUCCUUCGCUCAAUUUUUGGCUCAAACACUCCCAUACUUUGAGGAUCCAGUCGUCUACAGUUGGUACUUUCUUAUCCUUCCAUACUCUUGCUAAUACAAGUCUCGCUGCGGUACUUAAGUAAAAAAAAAGUCUAUCUUGAUUUUCAUUCAAUUUGGAAUUUGUUAAGCCCAAUAGGUACAUUUUAGAUUCUAAUUUAAAUUUUAUUUUUAACAUUUCUUGUAUCUUUUAGUGAAUCUUAUCCCAAUUUUUAAAAACUUUUUUGCAUUCCCACCACUGACGUAUAUACAUUCCUGUUUCUCUGCUGCAUUUCCAGCAUUUUUUGAGCCUUUUUUAUUGAACUUUCCUAGCUUUACCGGGGUAUAAUACCAUCUGUAUUGCAUUUUAUACCAGUUUUCCCUGAUAUCUAUUGCAGUUGUAAAUUUUAGUUUUUUAGUCCAUAUUUCGUCCCAUUCUUUUAAUUUGAUAUUAUGUCCAAUAUCUUUGGUCCACUUUCUUUGAAGGGAGAUGCUGACAAGCUGGAAAGCGUCCAGAGGAGGGUGACUAAAAUUAUUAAGAGUCCAGAGAACAAGCCAUAUGAGGAACAGCUUAAAGAGCUGGGCAUGUUUAGCCUGCAGAAGAGAAGGCUGAGAGGAGACAUGAUAGCCAUGUAUAAAUAUGUAAGGGGAAGUCAUAGGGAGGAGGGAACAAGCUUGUUUUCUGCUGCCCUGCAGACUAGGAUGCGGAACAAUGGCUUCAAACUACAGGAAAGGAGAUUCCACCUAAACAUUAGGAAGAACUUCCUCACUGUGAAAGCUGUUUGGCACUGGAACUCUUUUCCUCAGAGUGUGGUGGAGGCUCCUUCUUUGGAGGCUUUUAAGCAGAGGCUGGAAGGCCAUCUGUCAGGGGUGCUUUGAAUGAGAUUUUCCUGCUUCUUGCAGGGGGUUGGACUGGAUGGCCCGUGAGGUCUCUUCCAACUCUAUUAUUCUAUGAUUCUAUUCUAUUAUUCUUAGCCACACUGCUAUACUCUGUGUGUUUCCCUAGCUACUGUGAAUAUAAUAUAUGUGAUGCAUAGGUCAGGUGUUACUGAUUGUCCUUGCAACUAGGCAUCAUGUAUGGCCAUGUCAAAUGACUGCAUGAAUGGAGAGUAGCAUCCUCAGCAAUCAACUGUUACCUGGAAUUGGUGGUCUAUAACGAAGCUCCUCCUCUUGAUUUCCUGACCUGGAUUUUAUCUUUUGAGAAUACAAUAGCAGUUUUUUCCAGUAUCCCCCACCUGUCUUUCCCAAAGUGCAUGCUCUGGUUUGGCCAGUUUUGGUCUUCAACUUCAGAGACUGCAAAUCAUAAUCAUGUAAUAUUUUUAUGGAGAUUCACUGAACAAUGUGACGUGCUUAUAAAGAAAGCCUGUAAGAGGCACACAUUAAUUUCAUUCAGCAGCCCGGCAUAAGUUGUAUGUUCUAUAUGAGGUCUGUUCCCGAUUGACUUUUAUUUGGAAUUCAUUUUAUUUUUGUUUAGUGUUCAGAAAUAGGGUAUUUUCUCUUCUACACCUGUGUAUAGUAAUUUUACUGAUUCUUUUCCUUUUACAUAAUGCUUCAUCCUAGUUUUACAUUAAAAUAUCAUAUACAUACAUGGUCUUACCAAAAUAUAUUUUGGAUGGAUAUGAGUAUAGAUAAUUAGAUUUUCUAGUAUUUAUAUUAGAACUUUGUUUAAAACUAGACUAUUUUAAAAAGCUAGUCAAGUUAGCAAUACAGACAGUUACCGCUGGAUUUUAUUUUAUUUUCAUUUUAUUGAAAUGGUCUAGUUUAUAGUGUUGGCUCAUUUUAUAUAUUAAAACAGUUGCUAAACACAUAGAGACACUAUUCAGCCAUGUAGGCUCAAAGUGUUUAGUUUUCCAUCCUUAUUUUUUUUUUGUAGUUUUCCAGAAUGCCUUAUAUUUCAGUAGGUAACAUAUGAACCAUUUAUGUAUGUUCUGAACUUGAGUCAGUUGCAAGGAAAUUUUGUUAAAGUUACACAUUGUUAAUACUUAGCGAGUGACAAGCUCCCCAUAGCUUAUGUUGAAAGGUCUGCAGUGGUGUGUGGCCACUGCAGUGCAACAUUUUCCAGGCCUCUUUCUGCCUCCCAGUACAAAUCAGUAAAGUGACCUCACUUCAUUAGACUGGGGGAAUGUGGGGGUGUCAAAUCAAGCUGUUCCUCAAUUUGAUAUAAUACCACAUCCCUUUUCUGCUUUCCUGUGCAAUACACUGGAAUGAUAUCACUCCUGUAGAUUUCACAUGGCAACACAAACAGAUUGUACCUACUGCUGAAAACCAAUCUAUUUUCAAGCACAUCAUUUUGUAUGUGACAUUUUCAGUCAUACAGUGUUUUUGUGUUUAAAUAGAAACUGGGAGGUUCAUAAUUUCAAGACUAGACAGUUUGUUGUUUGUUGUUGUUAACUACAUUCAGUAUAGAAAAAUUAAUAAAACAUUGUAAAAUCUAGAGCGAGAUUGGGGGGAGCGUGGACUGUAAACUCCAUAUGACCCCUCAAGUCCCCAGACCUUGAUUUAAAAAAACAACACUGGGUUUUCUUUCUUCCAAAGCACUGCAGGAACAGCUCAAAACACGACAAUUUAUCCCAAUCCCUCCUCUAAAAUCUCUGAAAACAAACAAAAGGAACAAAAUAGUGUUUUUUUAAAGCCCAAAUGAAACCACAAAUGAUGUCAUCUCCUUUCCAGCUUCAGUGCAGUGGUAUGACCUGGCUUACUAGGCUAUGAUGGGAUGAAAAGGGGGCUUCAAGUUAGUUUAGUUGUCCAUCCUGAUCUAAAAGUUUUGAAAGACAUUUGUUAUUUCUGGAUAGGCAGGGACCUAGGUAACUAUAGCAAUAGCCCACAAUGGGCUGUCAAAUGGUCUGAACUCUCUUUUUGUGAUCCAGAGUGAAAAAUAUAGCUGACCACUUGAUACAGUUCUUUAUAUUGCUGUUUGCAGAUGCAAUCAUGGCAAAUUUAGCUUUUUAAUAUUUUUAUUAGUUACUUACAUUGUUAUGGAACAAAUAGCCUCUAGACCAGUGGUUCUCAACCUGUGGGUCCCCAGGGGUUUUGGCCUAUAGAUCCCAGAAAUCCCAGCUAGUUUACCAGCUGUUAAGAUUUCUGGGAGCUUCUGGCAAGAUCUCCUGCAAAGGGACCACAAAAUCCCUAAAAGUUGUUAGGAUUAUUUGAAUCCAUUUAGCAUAUAACUACCCUGUUACAACAACUUUUUCAACAUAUUAUAACGUAUUUCUUCUUUGUGGUCUCUGUGAAUACACACAAACUUACACAGGUUCCAACGGAAAGCUUUCCAAGCUCUAAUUUUUAAGUUUUGGCGGUAACCCUGCCCACUCCUCACCAGGGCAUAAAAGGCACCCUGGCUGGCGGCUCCCCAGUUUCUUUUUUUUCUGCCGCCACAGCUACUUCGGAAACUUCGCUCUUCACCAGAGAUGUCUAACCUACGCUUCAAACGCUAAGAUUCCUGACUCAGAUGGGCAUUCACUGUGACUCCUCUGCCUUGGAGAAGACCACAUUGUCAAUGCGUGCAAGCACUGCCAGGCCUUCAUUGCACAGGCUAGAAAGAACAGGAAAGCGAGGCUUCACUCCCUGUUUUACCAAAAGGCUGUCACACCACUGACAUCUGAGACGCCUUCUCUCACACCAUCCCAAACAUCAAAAUUGUCAAAGAAAUUGACCACAUUGGCAACGAAGAUGACAUCUAUGCAACCCACAAAAAGUCGCCUCCUUUGAUAGUGGUGUCGCCAUUGGGCUUGAUCACGUUGAUACGGUCAACACACUCCAUAACUGCCAUUCCGCCAUCCUCAAUGAGGAUCGCGUUUAAAAGGUCUCACUGCACCACUGUCCGCAACAGCUUCUAUCCCUCCAACACCAGGGAAGUCGCUGGAGGCUGAACUUCAAAAGAAGAAGUCCUCCAGAAGAAGGAUGACUCAUCAGUCUUCUUUGUUCGCUUCAUCCAGGACUGAACUGGCAACCUCCUCUGAACAGUCCUCAUAUCGAUCAUUGCCAUCGCUCCCUCCAGCACAGGCUCCACAUUCACCUCUCGACUCGGUGGCUGAACCCUUCUCUGAAAGUGAGCUCCAAGACUCCCCUCAGAGAUCCACAAGCACCAUUAUACAGAGGCAGCUCCCAACCACUCCAAGGUCACCACCUAGUACAGGAUUGACAAUCAAGAGCCCAACUGGCUAGUACACCACCCAUCCCCUAACUUGGUGGUAGUAAAAUUAUCUCAGUCGUCCGACAAACAGAACAUCUUGCUGGCCAAUAGAUAAGGCAAACGUUUUAACACUGUGGGCAGGAAGCUGUACUCACCAGAAUAGCGAAUUAUGGAACCUGCAUGGGUGCUUAUCAACAACUCUUACGGGAAAAAUUGGUCCCUUUUCACACAAAAUUGUCAAAUGAGGACAGGGCAGUCCUCAAUACCCUCCAACAUAGAAGAACUCCCAUUCGACACCCUAGGACUCUUCGAUGCGGGCACGGACGACAAAAUAAAAUCUAACUAGGACUUUAAGCUUCUAGCUACCAUGUGCAGAAUGCACUCACCAACAAAAACGUCGAUAAGGAGCUAUAACCUUCCACCAUAUCCACCAACACAACCACAAAGCUCCUCCAGCCUCGACCCCUCAGCCCCGGCGCAAAAACCAACAGGAUCAGUGCCAACGUAACCACCCGAACACAACCAACCAAUCUAGGCACCAUGUUUGACGACCUGGGAUGAUGCAAGCUUCUCAUCAGGCACAGAUGCCUAUUUUACUGCACCAGUCCCUCUGCCAUUCGUCUAUCCCAUCCUUCCAGACAAAGGUCCUCCAUUCCAGGAUCCUGGUCACCUUCGGGUUCUGGACGUUAUCCAAAGAACUCUCACCAACAAGCCUAGUUCGCCGCAUGAUACCAUCACCACCCAACCUGGAGGAAAUUCAAUCUCUCCUAUCCAUCCCCCUUCUUCUCCAGGUACUUCACGGUACCGAAGAAAGACGGGUGCCUUUGCCCAAUCCUUGACCUCAGAGCCCUCAGUGCUUACCUCGAACCCAAGAAGUUUCGCAUGGUGAUAACGACCUCCAUCCUGCCUCUCCUGAAAGAAGACAACUGGUUUGCCAACAUAGACUUGCGUGACACAUACUUCCACAUUUUUGUUCGGCAAAUGCAAAUCAGCUCAUAUUGAUUCAUGGUCCUACCAUUCGGCCUCACAACAGCUUAAUGUGUGUUUACAAAGUGCAUGGCAGUGGUAGUCAAAAACCUGCAGAAGAGCUGCAUUGUCCUUCCCUACCUGGAAGACUGGUUACUCACAGCCCAGUCAGAACCAGCCCUGAGAAACAACCUAAACAUCACACACCCUCAAGUCACUGGACCUUAUCCUCAAUGAGGAAAAGUCAAACCUCCCAUCAAAGCAGAUUAAGUUCAUCUGAGUAAUCUUUGAUCCCACUCUCCAGUGGGCCUUCCUUCCCAUAUACAGAUUCAAAACCAUCCAUCGAGAGGUUGCUCAAAUCCAAAGGCUACACUGGGUCCGAACAAGACCAUCCAAACUGUUCUCAGGCAUAUGGCCUUGACAGUCUUGGUCAUGCCAUACUCUCACCUCCAUAUCUAUCCCCUCCAAAAGUGGUUUGUGGACAAUUUCAAUCCACUAUUACAUCACAAUUCAAAAUACCUCACCAUCCGUCUCCUUGUGGAGGGUCAGAAACCAUGCCUGUACCAGAGUGCCAUUCCACAAGCCCUCUCCCACGCAGUCCCUGAUGACAGGCUCAUCUAUCUUUGGAUGGGGAGCCCACUAUGGCCACCUCAUCACCCAAGCCCUGUGUUCACUGGCAGAAGCAAAGAGCCACAUAAAUCUCCUUGAACUUCUGGCCAUCUUCAAGGCCCUUCGAGCAUUCACCCCAGUACUCCGGACAAUACUACAGCAAUUUAUUAUAUAAACAAGUAGGGUGGCACCAGGUCCAGAAGACUGCUGACAUUGACCCUACAGUGAUGGGAUUGGUGUAUCGAUCACAACAUACACCCUCUAGCAGCGCAUCUCCUGGGGAAAGAAAACAACCUCAUAGACUGCCUCAGUUGCUCUAGCUCAACUUGCCAUGAGUGGAAGCUUGACCCCAGACACCUUAACCCAGUCUUUGACCGUUUGGGCUGACAAACGAUAGAUCCCUUUGCAUUCCCAUCCAGUGCUCAGCUGAACCUCUUUGCAACCAGGAAGAAGCCAGACACCUCGACAGGCUGCCUUGGGGAUGCUUUCCUCCUGCAGUAGACAGACUCCCUCUUCUAUGCCUUCUCACCUCUCCCUCUGAUUCUAAGGGUGGUCGAAUUGAUCUUCCUUCACAACACCAACUACAUCCGAAUGGCUCUGGCCUGGCCCAGACAGAUGUGGUACCCUGCUCUUAUGGUGUUGUGUCACCAGUACCUCAUCUUCUCUCAAUAGAGGGCAGUAAAAUGCUGCACCCAGACAUCCCCUCCCUCCAUCUGACCACCUAGAAGAUCCACUCCUAGCUGACUUCCCCCCCCCCCCCCCCGAAGAACUCUGUGCCUUUAAAGUUAGAGCUUGGAAAGCUUUUCAUUGGAACCUACGUAGGCACAGUUAAACCCAUUUGUGUGAAUUCACAGAGGACCACUCGAAAAAACAGAGUUACAGGAAAGCAACCUGUUCAUCAUAUAACUACCCUGUUACAACAGCUUCCCUCAUUCCUUCCCUAGUCAUUCCCUGGAUUUGUUGUUGUGUGCUUUCAAUUUGUUUCUGAAUUUAAGGGGGUUCACUACAGCUCACUGCAAAUAAUAUGAUAAUAUAUACAGUAGAAUCUCACUAAUCCAAGCUAAACGGGCCGGCAGAAGCUUGGAUAAGCGAAUAUCUUGGAUUAUAAGGACUGAUCAAGGAAAAGCCUAUUAAACAUCAAAUUAGGUUAUGAUUUUACAAAUUAAGCACCAAAACUUCAUGUUAUACAACAAAUUCGACAGAAAAAGUAGUUCAAUACGCAGUAAUGUUAUGUUGUAAUUACUGUAUUUACGAAUUUAGUACCAAAAUAUCACGAUAUAUUGGAAACAUUGACUACAAAAAUGGCUUGGAUUAUCCAGAGGCUUGGAUAAGCGAGGCUUGGAUUAGUGAGACUCUACUGUAUUACCCAACAAUAUACAAUAGAACUACAUUUCUUCCAUAUAGAAUUGACUGGGCUGGACAUUCUGUAAGAGCUCUGGCCUUGGUCUUCUCCCCCCCCCCCCCCCCAUUCAAUUCCAAGAGUUUAAAUGUUUGUCUGUGCCCCUAACCUAGCUACUUGACUUGGGUUUUAGAAAGUUGUCCUGUUCCUUGCUGUCUUUUUAAUUUAAAAAAAACUCACAUGGAUUAGCCUGUCUAACAACAAGAGCCAUAUGAUAGAUUUCCUCCAAUUCUAAUACUUUUUCUGAGACAGCAGUCCUUCUUGUUUUACAGAAUAUGACACACAGAGAGGCACCUAACCAAAUUCAUUCGAACAACAUAAUUCAGUAAAGCAUAGUUUAAACUUCAGUGUUAAUUGGGGAAUAUGGAAAGUCAGGUGAAAUGACUGGAAAAAUUUAAUGAAUUAAUGACUUAAUGAGAUAAUGAGUUAAUUGCAAGCUCUGGUCUGUCCUUUGAGAAAUAGUGGCUUUAUCUUGUUCAUCUUUUCUUUUCUCAAAAUCACUUAUAAUGGGUCAUAUUCCAUAGUUUCUGCUUUCCUAAACACACGCUGUCUGUCCCUUCCCUCUCUCUACUUUCAUUCUGCCUGGUUUUUCUAAAGGUUACCAAGGAGGAGACCAAUAAUAAGAAAUAAAUAGAAAGAAGUUUUUGAAAAAUGCAAGGGGAAAAAGUUAAAGAAAGCUGGAAUGAAUGCUUCACUUGUUGGCUAUUACCACAAUUACCAUACUUUAGAAAAUAUGCAGGGAAUAGUUAAUUAUGACUAAAUGAGCUCCUUUUAAAGUCCAUGGCAGGCCCCAGGAUCCAACUGUCACUACUGUGAAACGUAUUGAAUUGGAAGGCUGGUAUCCCUGUCAGCAAGUAGGAUGGUCUGCCUGAAUAAAACAGACAGUGAAAAGAUAUCUGGUUUAGAGUAGCCUCAGACAAGGAAAACACGUACAGCAUUUGCAUACUUUUCCUGCAAAAGGGUUUAAUCCAAAGAAAGGAGGAGAUUUCUGUAUUGUCAACCAGGGCUUUGUUCAGGAUGAAGAGUAGGAGGAAAUCUGAUGAAGGGGUCUUUCUGAAAGCUUUGCUCUCAGCCAUGAGGUUGUCCUAGCAAAGUUAUAUAUUUGCAGAUUGUUUACAUAUUAUUGUCUGCUUUAAGGUCUGCUAUAUUCAAAAGACUCAAAGUAUUCUGUUCUUGUUGCACAGAAACAAGGGCUUUGUGUGGUAAAAAUGACUGCACUCUAAAGCUGAAACAAGUAGCUUUCUACUCUGUAUGCAAAACACCCUUAUUCUCAUCAAAAUCAAAACACAAAAUAUUUGCAAGUCUGGAAAAAGGGAACAGAAAGUAGAUGCUAUAUACUAAAAGUAUGCAUAACUUUAGGUAUAGAAGUCUAUACUUGUUACAAUUUUUGCUUUUGCCAAAAAAUAAACUGUGAAGAAAAGAACAAUUGAGGAAAAAAAAUUCAAGAGGUGAACAGUAGGUUGUGUGUUUGAUUCCAAAAAUGUUUCUCACAAAGACUUUUCUCAGUUAUUUAUUGCAUAUAUUAAAAAAGGAGAUAUGAGUACCAAGUACUAUUAAUGCUAAACUAGACAAAUUGUCCUUAAUCUUUAGACUGACUAAAUGCAGCUCCAACACUUCUCCUCUGUUAUCCAUAGCAAUUUUUAUCAUUUGCAUUUUACAAGUAAAAGAAGUUAUAUUCAGCAAUAUAGAAAAGCAAAUCUACUGGGGAGUAGUAAUCUUGGCAACACAAAUAGAAAUAGAUGUAUUGACAGCACAUUUGUUGUCACAAUCUUCUGUAGACUAGAUUGAUUUCAUUAGGGGACUGAAGUGCUGUCCUUGGUUGAGGUACGUAAAAGAAAGAAAUUGUAAACAGUGAGAUCAAAAGGAUUUGAAAUAUAAGUUGUACAUAAAGAUACUUGUACAUACAGACUAUAUUUCCUGCAUGCAGGAAACCAGACUUUUAAGUUCUUUUGCAUGUGUUUAUCUCAAAUGACAUAUGAAAUUCCUGAGUAAUAUAAAAUUCGCUUUGUGCACCAAAACUGAUGAUUUGAUAAAUUCGUUAAAGUACCUCAACUUUCUUUUUUAUUUAUAAAGCAAAAUUUCCACACCUUAAUCUAUUAAAUAACUGUUACUAUAUGGACUGAGAUUGAAUUGAAAAUAAUAUUGUGGAUUGUAUCUCUCAGUGCUCCAUGAUUGAGAUUUCUUCUUGAAAUGCAUAUUUCUGACUCUUGAUUUUUUAAAUAAUAAUAAUAAUAAUAAUGAUAAUAGUUAUUACUACUACUACUACUAUUGGCUGUAGAAGUUUGCAACAAACUCCUUUUCUUGGUACCAGUAUCAGGCAAAUUGUUAUCGGCCAUAUGUAUAAACUUGUCUUUAAAAUUUUAUAAUUUUGUGGGACUACUUACAUGGAUGUUACUGCAAUAAGAACCAUUAGUUUAUGUACUUUAAUAAAUGAGGGUGGCUCUUUGUGUCUUUCAUUGUUUCUAAAAAAUACUAAGCAUAUGAAGUAUUUCAAAAUACGACUAAAAACAAGCUUGUCAUCUCCAUUAACAAAAUAUAUUGAUUCAAUGUGGGUUUUUCUUUUAAGAAAAUAUACAAGCUUACUGAAGUGUUCUGCAGGUUACUAAAAAUAUAGAAAAUCAUAAUCAGCUUUAUGUCAUAGGUCUGAAGGUUUGAAAAAAUGUUAAUAACAUCUUCCCAUAUAUUUGUAGAUUUGCAUCUGGUUUUUGAGUUGGUAUAUGGCUAUGGUUGGUUCUCUAAAAUGAGGGAUAAAAGUAGGUCCAGGAGACUUUUGUAAAAACAUUUGGUUUAAUAGCUUCAAAACAUAUGGGGAUGCCUUUGCAUAUAAUAUAACAGUAUUUAAACAAGUUUAAUAAAAGGGGAAGAAAAUGCAUUCUUGGUAACUAUAAGUGGUGCAUUUUGGGGAAAUAAAUCCAGAUCACUCCAAAUACAGUAAGUAACACUUAUUCUGAACACACUAUGCAGAUUGAUACAAAAUACGGCUGUAUUUAAAUCUUAAAUGUUUUAAACAGAAUAUAUUUUAGGAUUUUAUUAAUAUUUUGGGAAAUAGAUUUAUUGUGGAUAUGUUAAUUUAAAGGCAAUAGCUCAAAUUAAAGUGAGUUGAGUGAAUUAUAUAUUUAUCCAUUAAUUCAUAGAUCUAACAAGAGAUAAUUGAUUCUCUCACACUAUCCUCCCCAAAGAGUGACUGUAAAGAAGUGAGGGACCUGUCAGAGCAAUUUUUGGAUACUUCAGAGGCUACAAAAUAGAUUUCACUCAGUGUUUCAUUAGAUAGUACCUAACUUGUGUUUCAGGCCUCUAAAGUGAUAUCCAAAUGGUGUCAACGUUUUGUACUUAACUGCAGUAUUCUGCACUGGCUUACAUGUGAAGACACGUAAUCCUAAAUGUGAAUGAGGAGGUCUGAUGAAGAGCAACUCCACUGCUAAAAUUUUGAAAAUUGCACAAGUUUCUAAUACUGUGCUGAAUUUUAACUGUAAUUUUGAAUUAGCAAUAAAUUAAUUGCUUGGUGAUUUUUAGAAAAUGACCAAUAGGUGCUAUAGCUUUUUAAGAAGAAAGAAGAACCACAAAACAGUAUAAUGCUAAAGGUAUAUUUACUUGACACUAACUUAUAGGAAUGUGGGUGGGGAUAAAACUAAGGUUUUGAUGCAAAGGAUUGAACAAUGUAAUGUUGUCUCUAAACUAAACUAAUUCAUGGAGAAACAUACAGCUCCGGGGGCAGUACAAAUGAAAUGAAGAAUGGGUAGAAUCCAGCUCCUCUGACCCAAUCACGCCAUACAAGCAGGUGUUUUGUUUUUUAAAUGGGAAGAAGGCUUUUAGUCAGUGAUUAUAAAUUAUCCCUGGCUAGCUAGAAUAAACUUUGCCCUCUUUGCCACUUGCCAUUUUUUUCUGUUAGAAGCCUGUCAGAAUUUGGGGGGUGGGGAUGGGGUACUAAAUAUACGUCUUUGUUGUUGAGCUUGUCAAGCACACCACUGUGUUCCCUUUCCCACCAGGAAGGUCAGACCGCUGGGGGCCAUGCUAUUUUCUGAAAUGAUCCCUACUGUCUGUCCAUGCUGUCUGACAGAUUGAAACAGUUGUCUGUGUCACUGUGCUUUCAACGCUUUUUAAAUGCUUCACUUUCCAUGAAAGAAAUAAAAUAUGUAGGCAACAAGAGAAUAAAAUGGUGAAGGAGCUCCAGUCUUUCCUAUGUUUUCCUCUACCUUUGUACUAAAUCAACCAAUCGAAACCUUAAAAGUUUUUUUCAAUGACCAUACGAGAAAAGAUGUAUGGUAUAUAAUAGAUUUAAAAGAAAAUAGGGUAACAAAUGAUUAAAUAUGCAGUGCUUCCAUUGUUAUAGUGAAAUAUUUCUUUUGUUCACUUAUAUUUCCUUUUAAUAUAUUUUGAUCCGAGGUAUGCAUAAAGCCUGAAGUGCUGUGUCGAGCCUAGAAUACUCUCUAGAUAAUUGAACUAAUCAAAUCUUUACUAACAUUAACACAACUGCAGCAUUCCUCGGACAGUGGUUAAUUAUUGCAGGAACAUGGCAGGCUUCAGCUAAACAGAUGAAAAUAAGAGUUCUGUGGAAUGGUUAUUGAGUUUAUUCUUUAUUCAUCUUUUGAUAAGGUUUAAUUAAAAUUGCCUCUCCCUAUUGUGGUGUGAAUGAAUGCGCUUGUUUUCUUAGUGAAUGCCAAAUUAUUCACUUCAGCCAUGGUUCAGCAAUCAAAGCUGCCUCAAAGUUUUGGGUUAUACUGUAGCUGGGUAGAUAUAAUUGCUGAAACUCUCACUAUGAAGGCUUUAUUAUUUCCUUGUUUCUUUAUUUUAAAAAAUACUUUGAAGAAUUGCAGCAUUCUUUUUGAGCUGCAGUUAAAUUCCGCAGAUGUUGAUGACAUUUAAAAAUUCAAAAUACUUAUUUAAGCCCCCCUUUUGUAUAAUAGUAAAAAGCAAUACUGUAAUGUUGUUAUUAUUGCAAUUAGUAAUUUUUAAACUAGCCCACAAAUUGAACAAAAUUUGAAACAUUUGAACAUUUAGUCAAAAGCUGAACUUUGACUCAUAUAUGUGGGAGGGAAAAAAGCCCUAUCUGUAUUUUUAGUGGUGAUGCUAGUCUGAAGUUAUGACUCAUUACAUAGAUAUGCUAGAUAGUGAUGGUUUUUAAAGGCAAAGGUGAUAAAAAAAAUACCAAUGCCAGGCCCAAUUUAUAAGGUCAGAUGCUCUUUCCAAAAAUCUGUUUCAUAGAGAUCUACCUCAAGGAAAGUAGUUUCCUUAUUUAUGUAGCUUGGGUUUUCCAGGCAUCAUAUUGCCCGCCAUUCCACGGAUGGUGGAUGGUGGGCAGAAUCAGGAAAACAUAUUAGAUGUCUAUAAAACAAUGUCAGCAACUUAAUUUCUGUAUAUAUUCACAAACUGCAAGUGCAUGUGUUUGUGGUUAUAAUGAAUAAUUCAUGUUGUACUACAUAACUGAGAGACUUUCCACUAGGUUUCUUUGGCAAAUAGAGUAUUUAAGGACUGAAAGGAAGGAAAGCAAUUAUUUGCAGUAACAUGGAUCUCUAAUAACUUUCCUUGUCAUGAUCCAGUGCUAUUUUUAAUGGCCGCGAGCAACCAGUUGCAGUGAAUUAUUCACUUGCACCCAUUUUGGUCUUUUACAAGUGAUUCUGUAAUGUUUUGUAAUAAAUAAGCUAUAUAGAUGGGACUGCAUGAUUAUGUACACCUCAGGGACAGUUUAUCUGGACUUUAAUUUUGGACAAACAUGUUUUUUUCCAGUUUCCAAGAUGGUUGCCAUUUCAUUACAGCUGUUUGAAAUGAUUGACAAUUUAAGCAAGAUUACAGGUGAUCUAUCCCUUAGAUUACUCUACCAAAUACCUUUAAACCAGUUACUAAAAUUUUCAUUUCAAACAGCUGUAAAUCAGUGCCUGUCAUCAGUAAUGGACUGGAUGAGGGCAAACAAAUUGAAACUUAAUCCAGAUAAGACAGAAGUACUUCUAGUCAGUCUGAAGGCAGGCCAGGGAAUAGGGAUUGAGCCUCUGCUAGAUAGGGUUACACUCCCCCUUAAGACACUGGUUCACAAUUUGGGGGUCCUCCUGGAUUCAGUGUUGAACUUGGAGGCCCAGGUAUCUGCAGUAGCCAGGAGGGCCUUUGCACAAAUAAAACUUGUGUGCCAACUGUGCCCAUUCCUUGAGAAGAUAGAUCUGGCCGCUGUGGUACCUGCCUUAGUUACAUCCCAUCUGGAUUGCUAUAAUGCACUCUAUGUGGUGCUGCCUCUGAAGAGUGCUCAUAAACUUCAGCUGGUCCAAAGAGUUGCAGCCAGGUUGCUCACUGGGGCUGGCUACAGGGAGCGGACAACCUCCCUGUUACUGCAGCUGCACUGGCCCCAGUCUGUUUCCGGGCACAAUCCAAUGUGCUAAUUAUGACCUUUAAAACCUUAGAUGGUUCCAGUCCAGGCUAUUUGACAACCACAUCCCCUUACACAAACCUGUCCAGGCCCUUCUCUUGGUCCUACCUCCAUAUCAAGCAUGAUUAGUGGGAAUGAGAGAGCAGGCUCUGACAGCAGGCUAAAACCUUUUUAUUCAGACAGGCUUUUAAAGAUGACAGUUUUUAAGAUCAAUUCAGGAGGUGCUGUGGUUCUUAACUUUGAAUUUGUUUUAAUAGUUUUUAACUGGGAUUUUUAAAAUACUGUUUAUAUUUAAUCCUGUUUUAAUGUUGGAGGACCCGCCUGGGACCUGUAACUCUUCAGUGCCCUAACUUUGAUGAAUAUCACUGUUAGAGGUUUGCAUUGAGGUAUGAAUUGACCAGGACUUUAACCUUCUCCUAUUUUUUUGGACUACUAAUUCUGAAUACAGAGAAGCAAUGUAGCUUACACCUAUUCAGCCAACUUUCUGUCAAGAAAAUAUACUUAAAAUUCUAAAUCUGAGCUUAAGCUGUGCAUUACAUUAAGUGUGUGUUUGAUCUUUUUCUUCUACCAACAGCAGCCACAGGGAGCUACCAAUAUACCUCUGGACCAUGAAGGAAUGGGACUUAACCCUUUUAUACACUGCACUAUUUUCAAGUACUAUCUGCAAUAGAUGAUCUUUAGAGAAAAAACAGGAUAUGGAUUUUUUAAAUUUCUCAACAGCUUUCUGCUUGCAAUCCCCAGCAUCCCCCAAAACCUGUUUUUUGUGAAAUAAAGAUAUCAAAUAGCCGUAAACUUUUGCUUAGCAUAACAUAGUUUUAAAAUUACUCAUGUAUUUGUUCAUAAUCACAUUUGGUAUGGUCAUAAUAUAAUUUGUUUUCUAGGGUUUUAAACCUCCUUUUCAUAUAUGCUCUAAAUAAUAGUUCGAAUAUAAUGCUGGAAAAGUGUUGAACUCCAUCAACAAGCAUCAUAAUAUAGCAUUACAUUUACAUCUUGAAUGGAGUUCCCUCCUUUUGUAUUUAUUUUUUUUUGCCUUAGCAUACAAAUGUGUAAUGGUGAAAAAAUGAUUGACUCGUAGAACAGGGGUCUACAAUGUACUGAUUUCAUGCUCAGUUGUUGGCUAACAAGCUGCCAUAGUUUCAUUUAUGGAAGCCCAGUUGCAAAAGAUGAAGGAUUGUUAGGCCCAGCUGCCAAGGUUACAGAGCAUGCUGCUUAAAAGACUUCAGGGUUCACAGUGUGAGGGGAAUUGUCUCUGCCCAGCAGGUAAGGAAUAGAUUUAGACAGAGUCUGUUGUGCACAAGAUGCUGACUGGCCUAAGCAAUUCAUAAAUCCCCAUCAGUCUCCUCCCAUUCCACUGUGUACAUGUUAACUAUUGCAAAGCUGAUCUGGAACAGCUUGCUUUUCAAAACUGGCAUGAAAGAUCAAGUGCUGUUUCUAACUAUUUUAUUGUGAUACACUGAGCAGCCUAUGUACAGCAGAACCUGGCCUGACUGUGCAGAUUUAUGUUAGAAAUUGAAGAGCUUUUCCUUUCAAUAUAACUGUGUAAUUACUCAAAAAUUUGGAUUGCCUAGCUCUUCAGAGCAGUAACAGAUUAGUCAGCCACCAAGCAGCAAUUCCUUUCAUGAAGGGGGAAUCAAUAUGACAUGUUGUGAUGCUCUCAGAGUAAGAGCUUUCAGGUUCUUUCUUACCUACGAUCUUGACAACUGAAGCAUAGCAGAUCUUUCAGCCUGAUAUUUACUGUCAAGGUUUGCCAUCUUGACAUUUGCAUCCGAUCUUUAUCUAGCUCUGCAUGUUUGAUUGUGGGAUUUGGGUGAGGUUUUCUCCCAAGUUAAAUAGGUUUUGUUUGAAAUACUGCCCAGCAAGACUUUGACAGUCACAAUGUAAUAGUCUCUAUUCUAAAAAAAAAGUUGUUUUUGUUUAGAGAUGUUAAAAGAUAUGAUGUAAUUAAUUGACAAAUGUUGCAGUAAUUCAUAGAAUACUUGUCAGCUUAUAUAAAAAUGAAGGCUGUUCAGUACUACCAGUUGUGAUGACCUGGCACCUUGUAAAGAUCCAUUUCAUCAUCCCAGCACAUAAGCUAUCAGAACCAACUUUAAAAUAAUUCAUUCUCAUUCGAUGGCACUGUGGCUAUACCACUAAACAUAAAAUAAGGGCUAUAAGAGUCCAGUUUGAUUGACUAAACAUGCAUAAUAAUUAUAGUGAAAAACACAUUUUUUUUUCAAUUUUGAAAGGGAGGUAAUUGAUGGAGGUCUGUUUGUUUGCUACUGUUGCUGAGCUAGACUGUUUACAGAGUCAUAUGUUUAUUCAAUUAAUGCUUGAUAUUACUUGCAGAUCUGGUUUCCUUGGUAGUUGGACAUCCUGUAGAAUUACAGUUGUACACAAGUUUUCUUACAUAAUUGAAGCGACUUCAGCUUUCUUCACAAGUACAUUCACAUGACCUGAGCCAUCUAUAGAUACCCAAUCAUGAUUGCUUGGUUCCACGUUAGUAGAGUAGUGAAUUUUAAAGGUCCAGGACCCUAUGUGUAAAAUAGGGCCAGAACCUUGAGUUUCUUAUCAUUUUGGGAUAAACCCAUAGUGGAUUCACUACGUUAAUGACUUAUAAGUCAAAGGCUGCCAUAACGGAUACCACAGCUUUCAAUAUCAGUUGUAGCUGUGACAGUACACAGUGACUAUCAUAACUGGAAUUGAUUUGAUUGAUUCAGGAUUUUUUCAGAUUCUGUAAAUCUCUAGAAGAAAACUAUCUAAAUUGGUAUCAUACCAAUUCAAUCUCCUAAUCUUCCAGUCCAAGAGCCAGUGUGGUACAGUAGUUUGAUUGGAAUAUGACAUGAAGACCAGGGUUUGAAUCCGUGUUCAGCCAUGGAAACCCACUUUCAUAACCUUGCAUAGGUCACCCUCUCUCAGCCACAAAGAAAGGCAAUGGCAAACCCUUUCUGAAGAUACCUUACCAAAGAACCCAUGAGAGUGUUUACUUAAGAUCUCCAAAAGUUAGAAACAAUGUGAAGGCACACAGCAGCAACAACAGUCAGUCUGCCAUUGCCAAACCAACCUUCACAGGAAAAUAGUAGUGGCUUGUGCAGCCUGUAAUGAGCUUUCUUGAGCCUUCCUUGAGAAAGCUGGGGGACUUUUCAAAUAAUCAAAAUAAUGACCAGAUUCAGAAAACUCUUUAUUUCUCAUAUAUGAUUGACACACAAAAAACCCCUACAAUUUUGCAAAUGUGAAGGUUUUGUAGGCCAUAACUAACAGAGCAUAGUCUAAAAGCAUGCAAUGCACACAGAUCAAGGUUUUAUACAUGUGGUGGUUAUCUGUGAGUGCUGUCUUUUGAUAAAGAUGAUGAGAUAGGACAUGAAUGAAAUCAAUAAAGCAACAAAUCUUCACAGUGCUCUGUGAAGUAUGAAUAUAUUGUUUUGUGUAGACUUUGAAAUCAUUCUUACUUAUGGGUUAUUUUUAAGAAAAAAACCUCGCUAAUCUUUUUAAAGUGUAUUUCUGCAUUGCUAUUGUGUUCAACGGUUUGAUACCAAGCUGCCUUCUGCUGACAGAAGCUGCCUGCCACUCUCAGAAAGUCCACUUUGCCCUGGAGUAUUGUUCAGAAGUGAAAAUAAAUCCAAGGGAGCCCUUCCACUUGUUUAGGAAUUUGUACAAUUGAAAGCAUGUAAAAGCUUAUACAAGCUCUUUAUAACAUAUUCUUGUUAUGGCAGUGCUCAGUAUCUUGAAAAAUUCUUGGAGAACACUAGUAUGGAACAACACCAGCAGCUAUUUUUUGUUGUGAAUUCUUUCAUUGAACCCACUCUUUUUAAAAGCAUUUACUAAAAAGCUAGAAGUACUGUAAAGUCUCAGCAGAGUUUGUACAACCACUGGGAUAUGGAACAUUUAUUCUGAAAGUAGACAGUUCAGUUCCGCCUAGGUUCUCUUGCAUUUUAGCUGAUUUACUUAUCCUUGAAUCAUAGUUGUAUUGCAAAAAAGCACAAUGUCUCUCUUGAACAGAUAUUCCUAGCUACCAAAAGGAUCCAAGUCAAAACUAUAAAUAUGUCAAGACUAUUUUUCAGUUUCAGAAUCUCCUAGUGAUCCAAGGUUGGGGGUCUCAAAACAAAACAAUAGUGGGGAAACAGAUACCUACCUGCCACAGAUAGAUGUAGAGUGAAGAUGUUUUCGUUUAAAAGAGAGGCAGCUGAGAAACAGUUAUUUGAUCCCUGCUGCUUGAGGAACAGUAGGGAAACAACAGUAUUUUUGUGAUCACUCAUCAGUGAUCUCUCUACAGUUUGAUUUCAACAACCCAACAAAACCACAGAUUGUUAUAGCAACAAUACACUACAGUGGCAUUAUGUUGCAAACAUUAUGUGUGGUAAUAUCAAACAUAUGUAUUGUUAUAUUGCUUCCAGACCUAUGAUGUUAAGUUUUCUCAAGCAUUUUUCAGCUGUACUGUCAAAACUUACAUAAUAAGUGGUGCAUUAAUUAAUUUUGUGGCUGUUUCUCUCAAUUUCUAUCACCCAACACAACCAUUUUUAGUUAGAAUUCAUUGUAGUCAUGGAAAUAACUAACAAAAAAAGCUGUAGAGUUUUGUGUGUGCGUGUGUGUGUACACACACACACACACACACACACACACACACACACACAUAUAUACAGGCAGUCCCCAAGUUACAAACAAGAUAGGUUCUGUAGGUUUGUUCUUAAGUUGAAUUUGUAUGUAAGUUGCAACAGGUACAUUUUAAAAUGUAACUCCAGCCAUAUACAUAUCAUAUUCAUGCAAGAUUUGGAUAGCAUUUGGUAUUUCUUUUAAUUGUUUUUAAAUUGUUGUCUUAUAUGCUAUUGGUUUUACUUUUUGCAUUGUACUGUGUGUUUAUUUUAUGCGUUGUUUUAGCCACUUUGUUUCACUUGUAAGCCACCCCAAGUCCCUUCGGGGUGAUGGAGGCAGGGUACAAAAAUAAAGUUAUUAUUAUUAUUCUAUUAUUAUUUUGCUAUCUGUGCCCAUGUUCAGAAGAUUUCACCUCACUUUCUGUCCCAGUGAUAAUUGGAUUUUGAAAAAUUGUGCUUGUUGUGGAAGCAAAGAUUGGUGAUAAAGCUUCAGUGGAGACACCUUUUCCCAUGGUAUCUCUUUCAGAAGUGAAUUUCCCUUUCUAGGAGCUUUCUUUCACUUCCAGUGGUCUCACCCCAUUCUUAACUAUGAAUCAUUUGUAAGUUGGAUGUUUGUAACGCAGGGAUUGCCUGUAUAUAUAUGUAUAUAUCUUUAGAGAGAGAGGUUACCAUCACGAGAACAGGCAAAUUGUGGCCUAUGGCUGGAUUUUUUAUAUAAAAACAUCCAAACUGCUCCUAUACCUUUAGCCCACUUCCCACCGUAGCAAUUGGACUCAUGUGUGGCACUCAUGAAGCCUCCUAAUUAUGUUGAAUUGAAAACGGCAGCAAACUGUAGCCAGCAUAGCUAAUGGUGAGAAAUCCAGACUACCUCAUUAUUCCCACCACUGCUAUAGUUUAAACUGAUGAGUUGAUGGAUAAACAUGAAUGCCUCUGAUUUUGUUCUUUAUCAGAGACAAAGUAUUUGAUUUCCAUGCUGUGUGUGCAUGUAUAAUACUUACAAAUCUUCUAACUAGAGCUUUGAAAAAACAGUGGCCAUGAUGGCUGGGGGAAUGGGGCAGUUAUAACAAAAACAACUUUUUCAAACUCUGCAUUUAACUACAUGUUACAUUCAUUCCCGCCUCCAAAUUUCUUUGCUUAUUUCAAGAAAAUUACUUUAGGAAACGGUGCUUUGGACUAACUGUACAUUAAGUAAUGCGCUGACACACAUCAUAUGUCUACUUGUCCUUUGGUUUAUUUUGUACGUCUGUUUAGUUUCUUUGUGCAGUUUGUGUGUCUCUCCUGUAGUGCAACUGAUGAGGAUAAUUUGGUAAAAUCAGCAUUUAGCUGAGAGGUCAAAUGAAUUGUUGUGCUCAGACUACAUGCAGAAUCAUAGAAUCAUAGAGUUGGAAGAGACCUCACAGCCCAUCCAGUCCAACCCACUGCCAAGAAGUAGGAAACCCACAUUCAAAGCACCCCUUCAGCAGUAUUAUGAGAAACUGUGGUGUGCUAUCCAACUGUCCAUUUCACUUUUCUUUGUACAUAGACCACAGUUAACCAUCUUGGCAGUUUGAUAUCACUUUGAUAGACACAAAGUGACCUUAUAUACACACACUCCCGCGUACUCUGUGGUUUUCCAGCUCCCACUUGGCAGGAAUUCGGAGAUGUUGAUGGAACCCUCGAAUUUAACAGAGCAGCUGCAUUGACCUCUCACCCUUCACACUGGUUCUGACAGCUGCCUGCCAUGUGCAGAGAAAACCUUGCAGACUCACAUUUCUGUCCUGAAGGAAAGAUCUUUAGAAAAAUAUACAAAUCCUACCAUGGAUACUACUUUAAAAAUAAACAUUUAAAAAGUUGGUGUUUAUGCUUUUAUGCUACUGAAGACAUAACACGUAGGUUUCCAAGAUAAUACUUAUUUGUUUUUUUAAAAAUGUACUCUCUAGAAAAGGGCACGUAAAACAAACUCGGUUUUGUCAUAAACCUCAAACUACACAGAACAACUCCAACCUGAAGUUGGCACAUCUUAAUUUAAAUUUGUUAGGUUUUGGCUUCUGCCAAUAUUAAGCUACAUAGACAAAUGUAUUCCAAGAUUUCUGAAGUAAUUGACCACUGGCCGCUUAAAAACUCAAUGCUUAUUUGUUUGGGGGGGGGG
Messenger RNA from Anolis carolinensis (green anole), 29105 nucleotides. It is a transcript of the gene cdk14, whose product is annotated as cyclin dependent kinase 14. Gene Ontology annotation, biological process: protein phosphorylation. Gene Ontology annotation, molecular function: cyclin-dependent protein serine/threonine kinase activity; ATP binding; cyclin binding. NCBI's taxonomy places the organism in Eukaryota, Metazoa, Chordata, Lepidosauria, Squamata, Anolidae. The record is from RefSeq and is a predicted model, not a curated record. Bases 294 to 1709 code for a protein of 471 amino acids. The transcript is spliced from 15 exons. Gene Ontology annotation, cellular component: cytosol; cytoplasm; nucleus.